Molecule: messenger RNA, 1575 nt
Organism: Didymella exigua CBS 183.55
Lineage: Eukaryota; Fungi; Ascomycota; Dothideomycetes; Pleosporales; Didymellaceae
Exons: 1
Coding region: 1-1575 (524 amino acids)
Source: RefSeq, a predicted model, not a curated record
AUGAGCAUGGACGCUGGCGGUCUUGCUCAAAUGUCCUACAACAACUUCCAGUCCCAGGGCUUCGGCAACCCGACCUCGAGCUUCGCGUCUCGCGGCAAGGGUGCUGCCCUGAAGCGUCUCAGCGUCGCCUCCCCGCCCAAGGUCGCCUCGAUCGCCGAAAACGAGGUUCAGACUCCUCGCACCAGCCGCUCCCACCUCCUGGCCGGUCUCCGCACUGCGCCCAAGACGCCCUCGUCUGCCCAGCCCCCUGCAUCUGCGCCCCACACCCAGCGCCAGUACAACAUCGGCGGAAACCAGACCAACCGUCUCUCCAGGAACUUUGCACAGAACGGUCCCCAGACUGCCGUUGGUUCCGGCUUCGGUGGCGUCAACCAGUACCAGCAGCAGCAGCACAUGCUCUACGACCAGGUUCUGGCUCCUCCCACUAUGCAAUACGAUGAUGGCGAGAUGGAUCCCGCCGUCGCCGCUCAGCUCCUCGCUACCGAGGCUUAUCUUGCUCAGAGACAGCAGCAGCUCCAGCAGCAGCUCCUUGCUCUGACUGCUCAGCAGUUCGGCAACAUGAACCUCAACGGCAUGCGUCAGCAGCAGUUCCCUGUCACUCCCCUGACCAACGCCUAUGGCCAGCAGUUCCAGCAGAGCGCCCCGGCUGUUCAGGAGACUGCCCAGCCCGGCGUCUACCUCGUAUUCAACCAAUUGACCGGUCAGUACCAGUAUGUCAUCGACCCGGCCUACCAGCAGGACAGCAUGUCGCACUCCCCACCGCCGCCAACUCCCGGGUUCGCUCCUUCGCCUCCCAAGGUCGACACUCCUGUCCUUCACGUCUCCCCGCCCAACGAGAUCAAUCCCAGCCCGUGGGCACGCAGCACAUCGCCUCCCAAGAAGUCUUUGACCCCACCCCAGGACGUUGUUCCUCUUCCCCCACCAUCCGCGAACGCUUUCCGUCGUGGCCACAAGAAGCAGCCUUCGUCGCUUGCGCUUGACUCCAGCGCUGAGAUGCCUGCGGGUCCCAAGUCCGCCUUCGUUCGCUCCGUCGGCUUCCCAGCUACCCCCAUGACCGGCACAUUUGGCCCUGGUCAAGCACGUGCAGGAGAGCACCCUAUCCGCCAGCCCCGCGGCCCGCCCUCAAUUGAGGAGCUCAAGGCUAGCCCCACCUCUAAGCACGAGGGUAGCAAGAACUUCGCUGCUCGCCAGCGUCGGCAGGCAAUCAGCAAUCUCGUCCGUGCCGGAAUCGGCCGCCGAGGUCAGCGCAACGGCAGCGGCAGCUCGUCUCCUGCCAGUGAGAACUUCCCCUCGUCCGACAACGACUCCGACAGCGUACGCAGCGGUGGCAGCGGUAGUCUUUCCGGCAGGCCCAGCAUCGGCAGCCUUCGUGCUGUUGCCAACGGCGCUAUUGGCUCGGAGCGCCAGGCCUCGAAGGAGCGCUCCCGUGGGACCUCAAUCGAGCGCUCAUACACUGGUUCAAGUGUGAGCAGCGAGGAGGGCUUUGUCGAUGUUCGACCCAGUCUCGGUCAGCGCCGCUCGACACCAAAGCUCAUCUUCACCAGCGCUGAGAAGCGCAAGAGCACCAUGUUUUAG